Notolabrus celidotus (New Zealand spotty) is the source of this 1310-nucleotide messenger RNA. It is a transcript of the gene guk1b, whose product is annotated as guanylate kinase 1b. The transcript is spliced from 8 exons. The coding region runs from base 58 to 651 and encodes 197 amino acids. Gene Ontology annotation, molecular function: GMP kinase activity. The record is from RefSeq and is a predicted model, not a curated record. NCBI's taxonomy places the organism in Eukaryota, Metazoa, Chordata, Actinopteri, Labriformes, Labridae. Gene Ontology annotation, biological process: purine nucleotide metabolic process. Gene Ontology annotation, cellular component: cytosol.
GGAGUCUGCUAUCAAACAACACAGUCUGCACAGGAGUCGUAAGAGAAGUCUCAGAGCAUGUCAGGACCAAGGCCCGUGGUGCUGAGUGGCCCCUCCGGAGCAGGGAAGAGCACUCUGAUGAAGAGGCUGAUGAAGGAGCAUGAGGGCGUCUUUGGAUUCAGCGUCUCACACACAACGAGGAACCCACGACCAGGAGAGGAAGAUGGCAAAGACUAUCACUACACAACGAGAGAGGCCAUGCAGGAGGGAAUUGCAAACGGAGACUUCAUAGAAAACGCUGAGUUCUCAGGAAACCUGUAUGGAACAAGUAAAUCAGCCAUAGAAGACGUUCAGGCCCAAAACCUAAUCUGCAUCUUAGAUGUGGACAUCCAGGGUGUGAGGAGGAUUAAAGAGACCGACCUGAACCCCAUCUACAUCUCCAUCCAGCCGCCCUCCAUGGACAUCCUGGAAACGCGUCUGAGAGACAGGCAGACUGAAACAGAGGAGAGUUUACAGAAACGGCUGGAGGCAGCACGCAUUGACAUGGAGCUCAGCAAGGAGCCCGGAGUGUUUGAUGUUGUCAUCAUCAAUGAUGACUUAGAGAGAGCUUACGAGGAGCUGAAAGACAUUCUUAAUGAAGAAAUCAAGAAAGUUCUGGAGGCCCAAUCUUAAGAAGAAAACAAAGACAUGCUCUUUCUGCUGCUUGAAAGAAGAAGCAAUCCUUUUGACUCUGGCCUGACUUAGUCCACCUUCACCGAGUCAUUGGGUGAAAAACUUUGUUUUUCUUUUACCUUCAAAUGGUCAGAGUAUUGCUCAGGGCCGUCUCACACUCAGUGACGAUCAGGUAAACAAAAGGGACUUUUAAGACAAAUAUCUGAUAACAAACUAAAAUAAGGGGGGUGGGGUUGUGUUAGAUUUACCAACACAGUUAGUCAUACCAGUAGUUGAUAUCUAGGUUUCAAAGUCACGGCCCAGCUGGCUCAGCUGCAAUCGGGAAGAAAAACAUUUGACACAGCUGCUGAACGCAGUGCAAAGUUUGGUUUAUGUAACACAAAGUUUGGCACUGCAUUUUUUUUCAACAUGUGAGAUGCCUCACAAGUCUGUUUCUAAUUCACACACUCAAAACAGUCUCUUCUGCAUUUAGUUGUUUUGUUGAGUUAACAUACAGUAGAAAUAUUUUCAGUCAUAGUUGAGAGAAUUUUCAAAACCUCUGUGAUUUAUCUGUGUGAUUAAUUUAAUGUUGAUCAAAUAACGGCUCACAUGAAGAAUGAAAUCUGUUCAUCUGAAGUACUGUGACCGGAAGUAUUAUAUUUGAAUGACUUGUGUGUAUG